AGCUUCCAGUCGCUCCGGGAGGCGGCGGGGACGUGUGCGCGUCCGACUCCCGCUGACUAUUGGCCUUUUAGCCGGUACCCCCUAGCAGAGCUUCCCUUGCCGCCCUUCCCCUCCUCUCCUCCCCGGCUCUGGUCCCAAAACCUUAGCUCCGCGCCGGGGAGGGGGGGAGGAGUCCUCUAGCGUGACGCCCAGGAGCCGCCAGCUCGCCACGAGUUGGUCCGCCUCCGGGGCGGGAGGAGGGGUGGGGCUGCAAGUUAGGACUUGGUACUCCUACCCUGACGCUGUCUCUGCUUAAGCCAAGCAGGCAGCGUAGUCUGGCCGGGAGCGAGCCAUGACGGCGCUGCGGGGCCUCUGGCCGGAGGCGCAGGACAUCUGCACCUCGCUGGGGCUGAUGCUAUCGCUCGUGCUGUUCAUGGGGCUGGCCCGCGUGGUCACCCGGCAGCAGCUGCACGGGUUCAUGAUGGCCCACACCUUCGUCUUGGAGUUUCUGGCCACCUUCCAGCUCUGCUGCUGCACCCAUGAGCUGCAACUGCUGAGCGAGCAGGAACCCGCGCACCGCACCUGGCCGCUGUCGCUAAUCUACUUCUUCUCGUUGGUGCACGGCCUGACUCUGGUGGGCACCUCUAGCAACCCGUGCGGCGUGAUGAUGCAGAUGUUGCUGGGGGGAAUGUCCCCCGAGACGGGUGCGAUUAGGCUGUUGGCUCAGCUGAUUGGUGCCAUGUGCAGCAGGUACUGCAUAAGCGCCCUGUGGAGCCUGGGGCUGACCAAGUAUCACCUCAACGAGAGGACCUUCGUUUGCAGGAAUCCUAUUCAAGUCGACUUGCCCAAAGCGGUCAUCAUAGAAGCCAUCUGCUCCUUUAUCUUCCACGGCGCUUUGCUGCACUUCCAGGAGAUCCGAACCAAGCUUCGUAUCCACCUGCUGGCAGCACUCACCACCUUUUUGGUCUACGCAGGAGGAAGUCUAACAGGAGCUGUAUUUAAUCCAGCUUUGGCACUUUCACUACAUUUCAAGUGUUUUGAUGAAGCAUUCCUUCGAUUUUUUAUAGUAUAUUGGCUCGCUCCUUCUUUAGGUAUAUUGUUGAUGAUUUUGAUGUUCAGCUUUUUCCUUCCAUGGCUGUAUAACAACCAUACAAUUAAUAAAAAGGAAUAACUAUUCCAAAAGACACAGACUAAGUUACAGGACAGUCAAGCUGGAUGUGAUAAAGAUUUUUAUCACCUCAUAUUCAACAUACUGGCUGCACUGGACUCAUCAAUGUUUAGCUUCCUCUGAGGAAGUUGCCUUGUAGUUGUCAUCACUGGAACUUAAACUAAUUACUGUGAAAAGGAGGUAUCCUGUGUUUCUCAGUUAAGACUUGUUCUUUUGAGUGUGUAUUAAAUGUUGCUAGAAAAGACUCAUUAGGGGUGCCUGGGUGACUCAGUCGGUUGAGCGUUCGACUCUUGGUUUCGGCUCAGGUCAUGAUCU
This is a messenger RNA of Callorhinus ursinus (northern fur seal), 1462 nucleotides long. It is a transcript of the gene AQP11, whose product is annotated as aquaporin 11. The record is from RefSeq and is a predicted model, not a curated record. Lineage: Eukaryota; Metazoa; Chordata; Mammalia; Carnivora; Otariidae. Gene Ontology annotation, molecular function: channel activity. Gene Ontology annotation, biological process: transmembrane transport. Gene Ontology annotation, cellular component: cytoplasm; membrane.